Molecule: messenger RNA, 291 nt
Organism: Leptosia nina
Lineage: Eukaryota; Metazoa; Arthropoda; Insecta; Lepidoptera; Pieridae
Source: the annotation of a GenBank genome assembly
AUGACGAUGCUCGCGAUGGCUCGAGGCUCAGUGGAGAGAAGAGAAGAUGAAGUGGAGACGGAGGGAGAAGCGAACGGAGAGGUGGACGUCGUAGGGGUAGAAGAGGCCGCACCGGUGGAUCUCACGCGACGUUUAGGGUUGACGAGGCCGCCCGAGAGGCCAGCGAUAGCGUUCUCCGUGGAGAAUAUCUUGGACCCGACUAAGUUCACUGGACGAUCUGAAGUUCCUCUGCGAUACGAUGAGACUUAUUGGAGGCCGCAUUAUGAUAGAGAAGACAGCGAUUCGGGUUAG